This is a messenger RNA of Miscanthus lutarioriparius, 1020 nucleotides long. Lineage: Eukaryota; Viridiplantae; Streptophyta; Magnoliopsida; Poales; Poaceae. The record is from the annotation of a GenBank genome assembly.
AUGCUACGCCUGCGGUUCCUGCCAGCUCCCCUGUCGCUGAAGCUGGCCUUCACCCUCUCCCUCGCCGUCUCCUUCUCCGUCUCCUGCUGCGCCUCCUCCUCCUCCUCGCCCCACACAUCAUCAGCCAGGUCCCCGCAGGCCGUAGCCGCGGACCUCCUCUCCGUGCUCGCCGGUCCACGCGCCGCGGCGCGGGUGCCGGUGGCGGAGGCCUCGCGGCUCCACGCCUGCCUCCGGUUCCUCGCCCCAGCCAACCUCACCACGGCCCCAAAGGUCUCGUCUUGGAGCCGCGGAGGCCCCCGGAAGUUCCUUCUGGAAGGUUGCGAUGCAGGGGCGGCGGAGGCGGACGAGAUGGUGAUGUGGCCGCCGGCCCCGGUCUUGGAGCUGGCCCGGCUGGCCGUCGACUCCGGAGGCGAUCCCGGUGCCAUCCACUUCGCGCUCGACCCAACGAUGCUGCCGGUGCCAGAUGUUGAGGCGGCCCAGAAGAAUAAAUGCGAACUCACAAGAACACCAUAUGGGAGGCGAUUUGCCAGCGAGGAGAUCAAUUCAUAUUUUGCAUUCUUGUUUGAAUUGAUUGUGGCACGGGGACCUUCGGUUGGAUUAAAUGUAUCCCUGAAUCGCUAUGAUUUGUUCCAUGGGCAUCUUUUCCUUGCAUCUGAAACAGGACGGCUUGGAAUUCUGUUCCAUGCUAAAGAAUACCCGUCAUUUAAUAAGGAAUUGUUUCCAUAUUAUUUGGGAUAUUGCCAAGCAGGAUCUAAUGUACCAUAUGAUGAUUCUAUGAAUUUGCGCAAUGUCCUUUGGUUAGCACCUUUGCCAUCAAAUGAGAGAACAGCUUGGUUAGCACCAGGAGUAUUAGUUGUCUUGGAUGCACAUCCUGAUGGAAUUAUCUAUCAAGAGAUAAUACGUGACUAUGUUCAAAUUGUAAGAACAGUAUACGAAGAUGAUCUCGGGGAGUUCGCUGUUGAUGUCAAUUAUCUAAAUGUGGCAAAUGCAGCUCCCGUAGAUAGAGUUUUCAUUUGCUGA